AUGACUUCCGAACUACCUACCGUACGCUGGGGAAUCGUGGCCACUGGUCUCAUUUCCUCAUGGUUCGCCGCCGACAUCAUCCGUGACCGAGCCAACAAGCAGGCAAACCACAUCAUCCAAGCCGUCGGCUCCUCCUCCCUCGACAAGGGUAAAACCUUCGUCGAAAAACACAUCCCCGGCACCUCACCUACCGUGUAUGGGAGCUAUGAGGAAGUCUACGCAGAUCCCAAUGUGGACGUGGUCUACAUCGGCACCCCUCACGCUUUCCACAAGAAAAACUGUCUCGACGCCAUCGCGCAUGGCAAGAAUGUGUUGUGUGAGAAGGCCUUUACGUUAAAUGCCGUCGAGGCUAGGGAGGUCUUCGCAGCGGCCAAGGAGAAGGGUUUUUGUUAUGGAAGCCAUGUGGACCCGAAUAUCGCCUCGCUGCCUGCCGAUUCUCGACUCAGGAACCCGUCUCUCGGGGCCAGCACCCUCUUAGAUAUAGGCAUCUACAGUCUUACUUGGGGCCUCGUGACCCUCGACAACGGUGUUGGGGAAACCGCUGAGAAGCCCAAGGUUUCUGCUCAGCAACACCUCCUCGACGGGGUCGACGCCGCCACGUCCAUCCUUCUCCUCUAUCCAGGCAGAAAGCAGGGCAUUCUGACUUGUUCAAGUUUCAUCAGGGGAGGUCAAGAAUUUUGCCGAAUCGAGGGGAGCAAGGGAAUGAUCAUUGUUCAAGGCGGCGCUGCCUCGUGUCCCGAAUCUUUUACUGUGAAUAUAAACGGACAAGAGCCGAGGAAAUACAACUUUGACAAGCCGGGCUUUGGCUUCUACUUUGAAGCAGAUGCUGUUGCAGCUGAUGUUGCCGCGAAGCGCGAGGAGAACUCAACCAUGCCGUGGGCGGAAACGAUUCGGGUUUUGGAGUUGUUGGAUGAAGCGCGGAGGCAGGGUGGUGGAAUCUUUCCACAGGAAGAGAACAUAGAAGGGAAGGGACCGGGAAUAUGA
This is a messenger RNA of Scedosporium apiospermum, 984 nucleotides long. RefSeq names its product Dimeric dihydrodiol dehydrogenase. The transcript has 2 exons. Gene Ontology annotation, molecular function: nucleotide binding. The record is from RefSeq and is a predicted model, not a curated record. NCBI's taxonomy places the organism in Eukaryota, Fungi, Ascomycota, Sordariomycetes, Microascales, Microascaceae. Bases 1 to 984 code for a protein of 327 amino acids.